UCGAUCUGGCCUCGGCCGUGAUGUGUCCAUCGACCCAGACGAGGAGGGGGCUGCGGAAGGGGGUGUUGGAAGCGGGAGAUGGGGGCUUACCAAUCCGCGCCGACGGAGACUUCCGUCCAUCAAUUCACCGUCAAGGAUGGCAGCGGCAGGGACGUUGAUCUGGGGAUCUACAAGGGCAAGGUGCUCCUCGUCGUCAACGUCGCCUCCAAAUGUGGGUUCACGAAUAGCAACUACACCCAGUUGACUGAACUGUACAACAAGUAUAAAAGCAAAGAUUUUGAGAUUUUAGCAUUCCCAUGCAAUCAGUUCUUGCAUCAAGAACCUCAGACAGAGCAGGAAAUAAAGGACUUUGCUUGCACAAGAUUCAAGGCUGAGUUUCCAAUUUUUCAGAAGGUUAAAGUAAAUGGACCAGAGACUGUUGCUGUUUACAAGUUUCUUAAGGCAAGUAAACCAGGUUUUAUGGGAAAUAGGAUCAAGUGGAAUUUCACCAAGUUUCUGAUUGACAAGGAAGGCAAGGUCAUCGGUCGAUAUGGGACAACAAAGUCUCCGUCGUCCAUCGAGCAAGACAUCCAGAAAGCACUUGGAAGCUAAAAAGGGAGAAGGAAAGCACUUGGGAGGGAUCUACCAGUGUAUAUGAGUAACGGUGCAUCACUAUGUUCCUGGACAUACGUAAAGAUUUGCUUUCGUUUUCCGUCUUUGUUUAACAUCUUAGUUGUGUAGAUAUUUGGCUAUAGCCCACCAGCUGUCCACACACUAUAUGCACUUGUGUGUAUGUUUUGUUAUUUACUCUUAAUUAUGUUUGAGAUGUCACUUAA
Messenger RNA from Musa acuminata AAA Group (dessert banana), 815 nucleotides. Its product is annotated as probable glutathione peroxidase 4. The transcript has 6 exons. Lineage: Eukaryota; Viridiplantae; Streptophyta; Magnoliopsida; Zingiberales; Musaceae. Gene Ontology annotation, cellular component: cytosol. Gene Ontology annotation, biological process: response to oxidative stress. The coding region runs from base 79 to 591 and encodes 170 amino acids. The record is from RefSeq and is a predicted model, not a curated record. Gene Ontology annotation, molecular function: glutathione peroxidase activity.